Messenger RNA from Hypanus sabinus (Atlantic stingray), 556 nucleotides. Its product is annotated as killer cell lectin-like receptor subfamily B member 1B allele B. The record is from RefSeq and is a predicted model, not a curated record. Lineage: Eukaryota; Metazoa; Chordata; Chondrichthyes; Myliobatiformes; Dasyatidae. Bases 1 to 546 code for a protein of 181 amino acids. The transcript has 5 exons.
AUGCACAGCGAUCUCCGUCACCAGUUCAAUGAGAUGGAAACGAAGUGCAGAUCCGUCAACGAAACCAAGGCUCAAAUCUGUGAAUUUUUGACCAGCAGAAGAGAGCAAACGUGUUCCAAGGAAUGGGUCACAAAUAAUGACAGGUGUUAUUACGUCUCGACGUUUGAAGCUUCUUUCCCCAGAGCAAUGCAAGAAUGUUCAAACCGUGAUUCAAGGCUGCUCGAAAUCAAUUCAAGUGAUGAAACGAGCCUUGUAUCCCACAAACUUUUGUACCGAAACCUUGCACACUGGAUUGGAAAAUGCGAAAACGGGACUGUUGGCUUGGCCCUCCUGUACAAUGUGUCCCCUGGGACGUCCGUCUGCAGAGACUGCGGACCACGCGUAGGAAGUUACCCUUGUGAUAGUGAUCGGCGUUUCAUCUGCGAGAAGUCGGCACCUUUGCUACCGGAUAUUCCUGAAGAGAUCCAGGGUCUCUGUCAACAGCCAGUGGAGUCGACAUAUCGGGGAUUCCACUGCCGAUCUGCACAGACUGAGGUUUCCCGAUGAGGAGGACAGC